This is a messenger RNA of Nilaparvata lugens (brown planthopper), 2150 nucleotides long. Its product is annotated as galactose mutarotase. The transcript has 9 exons. Lineage: Eukaryota; Metazoa; Arthropoda; Insecta; Hemiptera; Delphacidae. Gene Ontology annotation, molecular function: aldose 1-epimerase activity; carbohydrate binding. The coding region runs from base 388 to 1434 and encodes 348 amino acids. Gene Ontology annotation, biological process: glucose metabolic process; beta-D-galactose catabolic process via UDP-galactose, Leloir pathway. The record is from RefSeq and is a predicted model, not a curated record.
AGAAGGCCUUUGUCAAAAUCAAAAUUUGAAAUAAAUUUUAUUCUAUAUAACAAUUUUAGGUUAUGUUUGAUUUUGUUUAUAUGACUAGUAUUAUAUUGUGUAGUUGAAAUUUAUUAUAAUGGAAUGAUUAAUGAUUUUAAAUCAUUAAAAAUUCAAGUAGGUUACUAUAGAUUGUAAAAGAAACAAAAAUUUUUACCCACACUUUUGGUCUUCUUUUCAACUCUCCAAGUAAAUUUUAUAAAAUUCAAUUACCGUACCGGUAUCAAAUUCCUCAAGAAGCUAGAAUUGAUGGUGUGAUCCUGACGUCAACUGGCAGAUAUCGAGGAAUCUCAACUGCAAUUAUUUGAAUUCACCAACAGAACACAUUCUUUGGACUGGCACUGAAUAAUGGCUGCUCCAAUCUCGAAGGAACUUUUCGGCAAGGACGGUGACGGGAAUCCGGUUCAUAAAUUCACAAUGAAAAAUAAAAGUGGAUUUUCUGUUGAAGUCAUAGAUUAUGGAGCUGCAAUAAAAAACCUACUAUUACCAAGCAAGAAUGGUGGUACGACCGAUGUAGUUCUAGGAUUCGAUAGCAUGGAAGGAUACUUAUCGGAAGUGAAUCCGUAUUUUGGAGCCACAGUGGGGCGUGUAGCCAACAGGACAAAGCCAACUAAUUUCGAUUUCCACGGACAUAAAGUGGCUCUGACGCAAAAUGUCGAAGACUUUCAUUUGCAUGGUGGAUUUAAGGGGUUUGAUAAGGUUAUUUGGCAAAGUGAAAUAUCUGGUGAUAAAUUGAUCAUGACUUAUGUUAGCAAAGACGGGGAAGAGGGCUAUCCUGGCACAUUAACGGCUACUACCUCAUUCCAGAUAACCUCUGAUAACUCACUGAAAAUCGUAUUCAAGGCAACUACAGACAAGCCAACAAUAGUCAAUCUCACCAACCACUCCUACUUCAACCUGGCUGGACAUGCUGCAGGUUCCCAAGCGUUGAUGCAACACAAGGUGAAAAUCGUAGGAAACGAGAUAACCAAGUUGAAUAGUGAGUUGGUAGCUGAAGGUGAGAAAAUGGACGUUACUGGAACAGCGUAUGAUUUGAGAGCGCCUACUCAGUUAGGAAGCGUGUUCAGUAACUUGGAAAACGGAUUUGAUGUCAAUUACUGUCUAACACCACAUUCAGAUGAAGAAAAAUUGGCAGCUAGUGUCUCCUAUGAACCCCUCGGCUUGGCAAUGGAGGUGCACACGACAGCUCCUGGAGUGCAGUUCUACACAAGCAAUGCUAUUGAUAAAAUAGUUGGUAAAGGUGGAGCUUCAUACACGAAAAAUGCCGCUCUUUGCCUUGAGACUCAACACUUCCCAAAUGCUGCUAACGUUAAAACAUUUCCCUCAAUUGAGUUACUCCCUGGUGGCGAAUACAUGCAUCAAGUGACUUACAAAUUCACCAAAAGUUCAUCUUAAGCUUCAAAAGCGACCAGUAAGACUAACGAAAAGGCUGUGCCAAGCUACUAAUGCGUUAUCUCUCAUUCAAGAUUGAUUAAUAAGUAAGAAAAACAUUCCCAUUGAUUUUAAUAAUUCUGCCUGAAUGCACUUGAAUCGAAUAAUCUAUUUUUGCCUAAAAUGCAAAAUAUUUACCAGAAAGUUCACUAAGAAAUGUAUACCCAAUUAUGAAUAUUUAAAGUAUCUGAUGCAUAUCAUCGAUUUUCACUUUAUACUAGAGUAAUAGUAGCAUAACACUCUAAAUGCUACACAAUUUAGCAGGAAAUUUAUUGAGAUGAUGAAAAUUUUUAUAUGAAGGAGUAACAUAUUUACACAUUAAUAUUAAUUAUAAUACUGGAUUAAUAAUUCAUAAGCUACCAAUUCAUGCUUCAAGUUAAAAAGAAAAACAGUAAAUUCGCGGGUUUUCAUUAAAUUUUCAGUUAAACAUUCAGUUUUUAUAAAUAUUCUUCAUAAAUAUUGAAUUGCAUAACAAUUCUGACAAUCUUGUGUACUACUUACUGAUAUAAUAUUGAUUUAUAUUAAUCUGUUAUUAAUUAUUGUAAUAUAUUAAAUCAAAUUAUGAUAUAAUUUUAUUGAAUUGAUUAUUAAUCUGAUAUAACCAUGAGUAAUGGAUAUUCAAGUCAGUCAAACUGCUUGCAAUACUGUUCGCUUUUAAUAAACAACAUAUUUUUUCAUCA